Mesoplodon densirostris (Blainville's beaked whale) is the source of this 1779-nucleotide messenger RNA. RefSeq names its product SEL1L2 adaptor subunit of SYVN1 ubiquitin ligase (gene SEL1L2). The record is from RefSeq and is a predicted model, not a curated record. Gene Ontology annotation, cellular component: endoplasmic reticulum membrane. Gene Ontology annotation, biological process: ERAD pathway. The transcript has 17 exons. Gene Ontology annotation, molecular function: protein binding. NCBI's taxonomy places the organism in Eukaryota, Metazoa, Chordata, Mammalia, Artiodactyla, Ziphiidae. Bases 46 to 1779 code for a protein of 577 amino acids.
CAAACAAAGAAUAUUUUCACAGAUGAAGGAGACCAGCUUUUUAAGAUGGGCAUCAGGAUCCUCCAGCAGUCUAAAAGCCGAAAACAAAAAGCAGAAGCCUACAAACUCUUUGCUAAAGCAUCUGACAUGGGAAACUUGAAAGCUAUGGAGAAAAUGGCUGAUGCUUUGCUAUUUGGAAAUUUUGGCAUGCAAAACGUAACAGCAGCUAUCCAAUUAUACGAGUCCUUGGCUAAAGAAGGAUCAUAUAAAGCCCAAAACGCAUUAGGAUUUUUGUCUUCUUGUGGAAUAGGAAUGGAAUACAAUCAAACUAAGGCACUGAUAUAUUAUACCCUUGGAAGCGCUGGAGGAAGCAUGAUAUCCCAGAUGAUUUUGGGGUACAGAUAUUUGUCAGGAAUCAGUGUUCUACAGAAUUGCGAAGUUGCCCUAAGUCAUUACAAGAAAGUGGCAGAUUACAUUGCUGACAAAUUGGAAAAAAGUGAAGGUGUUCCAGUGGAAAAAGUGAGACUAACGGAAAGUCCUGAAAAUCUGAGUUCUAACAGUGAGAUUUUGGACUGGGACAUAUACCAAUACUAUAAAUUUUUGGCCGAAAGAGGAGAUGUUCAGAUACAAGUAUCUCUUGGACAGUUACAUCUAACUGGGAGGAAAGGUCUAGAUCAGGAUUACUAUAAAGCAUUAUACUACUUCUUAAAGGCAGCAAAAGCUGGGAGUGCAAAUGCCAUGGCAUUUAUAGGAAAGAUGUAUUUAGAAGGGAAUGUUGCAGCACCACAAAAUAAUGCUACCGCUUUCAAAUACUUUUCUAUGGCAGCUAAUAAGAGCAAUGCCAUUGGUCUUCAUGGGCUCGGUCUUCUUUACUUUUAUGGGAAAGGAGUUCCUGUGAAUUAUGCAGAAGCACUUAAAUACUUUCAGAAAGCUGCAGAGAAGGGAUGGCCAAACGCACAGUUUCAGUUAGGCUUCAUGUACUACUCUGGCUCUGGAGUAUGGAAGGAUUAUAAACUUGCCUUCAAAUAUUUUUACUUGGCAUGUCAGAGUGGGCAGCCCCUCGCCAUUUAUUACCUGGCCAAGAUGUACGCCACAGGAACAGGAGUGUUAAGAUCAUGCAGAACUGCUGUGGAGCUUUAUAAAGGUGUCUGUGAACUAGGCCACUGGGCUGAGAAAUUCCUGACAGCAUACUUUGCCUAUAAGAAUGGUGAUAUAGAUUCUUCUCUUGUUCAAUAUGCACUACUUGCAGAAAUGGGCUAUGAAGUAGCUCAAAGCAAUUCAGCAUUCAUUUUGGAAUCUAAAAAAGCUAAAAUCCUUGAAAAAGAGAAGAUGUAUCCAAUGGCACUUCUCCUAUGGAAUCGAGCUGCCACUCAAGGCAAUGCAUUCGCUAGAGUGAAAAUUGGAGAUUACCAUUACUAUGGCUACGGGACUAAGAAAGACUAUCAAACAGCAGCCACGCAUUACAGCAUCGCAGCCAACAAAUAUCACAGCGCACAAGCCAUGUUCAACCUGGCUUAUAUGUAUGAACAUGGUUUAGGUAUGGCAAAGGACGUUCGCUUGGCCAGGAGAUUAUAUGAUAUGGCUGCUGAAACAAGUCCGGACGCUCACAUACCUGUGUUCUUUGCCCUCAUGAAACUGGAAACUGUGCAUUUGUUUCGAGAUAUCCUGUUUUUUAAUCAGUUUACCAUGAGAUGGAAAUGGAUGAAAUUGGACAAUACCCUUGGACCAUACUGGGAUUUAUUUGUGAUUGGCCUAAUUGUUGCCGUGCUGAUCUUCUUGCUUAGAAAUCGCUACCUGUAG